Rhipicephalus sanguineus (brown dog tick) is the source of this 404-nucleotide messenger RNA. RefSeq lists its product as uncharacterized. The transcript is spliced from 3 exons. The record is from RefSeq and is a predicted model, not a curated record. The coding region runs from base 3 to 389 and encodes 128 amino acids. NCBI's taxonomy places the organism in Eukaryota, Metazoa, Arthropoda, Arachnida, Ixodida, Ixodidae.
CCAUGAACGGGAAACUCCUCACACUUGGCCUACUGAUCUUCACAGUGAUGACAGCUGAGAGCCUACAUGCCCAGAAGUCAGAUGCGGAGGGCCGAACAACAACGUCGCAUGUUUUAUUGGUAUUUUGGAAUGCAAGUGCAGCUGUGUGGGUGACGUUAACCCCUGUGGAUUCCUGCUGCACCGCCCAUGUGGGCCUGGCCGUUCCAUCAGCUGCACAAGAUCUCACGAGAAAUGCACAUGCAAAUGCGUGGCAGAAACAACUGCUCCAAGUCCGUGACCACUUGUUUAAUAAAAGGUGUCUCGCCAGAUGUAACAGAAAUGCAGUCGUUGUGUUUUAUACUCUGCUGUUGACAGUGCCUGCUACCAGCAUAGUGUGCAUUUUCUUCUGAAAUAACAAACAUACU